Messenger RNA from Gambusia affinis (western mosquitofish), 1580 nucleotides. RefSeq names its product THAP domain-containing protein 5-like. Lineage: Eukaryota; Metazoa; Chordata; Actinopteri; Cyprinodontiformes; Poeciliidae. The coding region runs from base 165 to 1469 and encodes 434 amino acids. The transcript is spliced from 5 exons. The record is from RefSeq and is a predicted model, not a curated record.
CGUGUCCCGUUUUGUAAACCAGCUGAUCUGCCGUUCGUCAGUCGAGCGCCGUGAGUUGACAACACGCACGACACGAGUUAAAGCGGACGUAUCACUAUAGGAAGGACUUUGGUUUCACCUUGCUAUGAAUCCGGCUGGAUAGGAGGAGAAGAAUCCCGGGAGCGAUGCCGAAGUACUGCUCGGUUCCGAAGUGCAGGAGCGACUCCGGGAACAGCGGCGAGAGGAAGAGCUUUUACAAGUUCCCGCUCCAGGACCCGGCCCGGCUGCAGCAGUGGGUGAGGAACAUGGGCCGGGAGAACUGGACUCCUUCCCGACACCAGUACAUCUGCCACGAACAUUUCGCCCCGUCGUGCUUCAAGGUGCGCUGGGGGAUCCGCUACCUGGACGCCGACGCCGUGCCGACGGUCUUCCCGGAUACCGAGAAACGGAAAGCGUCAGACGACGGCGAGAGGAAGCCGAAGCGCCUGAGAGCCCAGAGCUUCACCGUGUCGGGCGACGGGACAACGAGCGACGGAACGGCGGCCGACCAGACGGUCCGUCUGCUUGAGCUCGUCGUUGCCGCGUCGCCGCACGGAGAAACCGAUCCGAUGGAGUCGAGCGUGGGUUCUCUAGGAGUGGACCCGGCCGAUGGAGUUGGAUCGGGUUUGAACUUCCCAUUGACUCUCUACCAGACGACUGACGGCCCGAUGAGCGGUGCAGGCGCCGCGGAGCUGCUGAUGAUGUCAGAAGGCGCCGCAGAGGACGGCCAGGUGGAGCUGGUGAACGGAAUCACGGCUGCCAUCUUAAGCCAGGGCGGCGUGCUGGUCCUCAACGAGGCGGCGCCUGAUCCGGACCUCACGUCCUCCGCAGGCGAAGACGUCCCGCAGGAAGUGGUGGCUUACUUUGAGACGGUCCCGAACGUUCUCCCCGGCGGGACGUCGGCCGGGAUCGCCUCCCUCCCCGACACGGUGCUGUCGCCGGCUCUGAGCUCCAAGCCCAUCUCAUCCACUCUGCCCAUCGUGUCCAAACACGUCCCAACGCCGCCGCCGCCGCCAUCACUCGUCCUCACGCUGGAGCGGCUGGACGAAGCGGAGGACGGGGACGCCAUGACAGACACAGAGGAGACGGAGAGGGACGACCAGCAGCUGGAGGAGCACUGCUACCACAAGAACAGCCUGAGUAAGGAGCAGCUGGAGGCCAUCGUGGCCGAGCUGCAGAAGAAGGUGAAGGUGCUGCAGCAGCGGCACCGCCGGCACCUGGAGAAGCUGCUGGGGCUGGAGAACACCGUGAGCCAGCUGAGGCAGAGCAACAUGCUCAACGAGGAGCGGCUGCAGCUGCUGGAGAGGGCGUAUUUGCAGACGAGUGCAGCUGUGUCGGAUGCCGGUGAGACUGUGGCCAUCAUCUACGGAGACGACGACGCUGCGUACUUUUACACUCCACUGAGCGACGAUGCAGGGAUGGCGUUGAAUGUGGAUGGGGAAAUAAAAUGACUGGAUAUUCUGUUUGUGUCUGUGCCAAAAAAUUAACUAAAGGGGUUCAUUUUGUUGUUUUCCAUAAUCAGAACUUUAUACAUGAUCAAAAUAAAGUGAUUUUCUUCCUUC